AUGUUGGGAAUCCUCAUAGCAUCUUAUAUCUAAAUACCCCUCCCAGAUAAUGUUGAGGAACCAUGGAAAAUAAUACUGCUUAAUGCUGUUUUCAAAACAAUAUCAUAUUUGGUAAACCGUCUUGCUGAAAUGUUGGGUCUAAACCACUUAACAGAAUUCAUGAUAAUCAUUUCAAGCUUUCAAGAUGUUCCACCAACAUCAGAUGAAAAUGUAACCGUGAGAGAUACAACAUUUAACAACAUUCCUGUCCGUGUAUAUGUGCCAAAAUGGAACCCAGAAUCAUUAAGAAGGAACUUAUUUUUUAUCCAUGGAGGUGGUUGGUGUUUGGGUAGUAAUGAUAAGUCUUUUAACACCUAUGGCCUUCUGUCAAGAUGGACAGCAGGCAGACUAGAUGCAGUUGUCAUAUCAGCCAACAGCAGACUAGCCCCAAAGUAUCAUUUUCCAGUUCAGUUUGAAGAUGUAUAUACUGUAUUAAAAUGGUUUUUACACCCAGAAGUUCUUGAAAGCUAUGGUGUAGAUCCUUGGAGAGUCGGUAUUUCUGGAGACAGCGCUGGAGGGAAUUUAGCUGCAGCUGUGACUCACCAACUCUUAGAAGACCUAGAUGUCAAGAUCAAACUCAAGAUCCAGUCUUUAAUAUAUCCUGCCCUUCAGAAUUUUGAUUUGGAUUCACCAUCAUAUCGAGAAAAUUCACAUUUUUCAGUUCUGUCCAAAUCACUCACGGCCAGGUUCUGGAGCGAGUAUUUUACUACAGAUAGAUCACUCGAGAAAGCCAUGCUCUCCAACCAACAGGUACCUCUGGAAUCAGUUCAUCUGUUCAAGUUUGUUAAUUGGAGUUCCUUACUCCCUGAGAAGUUUAAGAAAGGCCACAUGUAUAAGAAUCCAACUCAUGGUAGUUCAGAACUAGCUGAAAAAUAUCCAGGCUUCCUAGAUGUGAGGGCUUCACCUUUGCUGGCCGAUGACGACAAGUUGAGUGGUUUACCCCUGACCUAUGUUAUCACUUGUCAAUAUGACGUGUUAAGAGAUGACGGACUCAUGUACGUUACUCGACUUCGGAAUGCUGGAGUUCGGGUGACCCAUAACCAAAUAGAGGGUGCAUUCCAUGCAACAAUUUCUUUUCUGUAUCUUGAAAUCGGUUAUAGAACAGCAAAUCAGUAUAUGGGCUGGCUACAUGAAAACCUGCAGUAA
Molecule: messenger RNA, 1185 nt
Organism: Diceros bicornis minor
Lineage: Eukaryota; Metazoa; Chordata; Mammalia; Perissodactyla; Rhinocerotidae
Product: arylacetamide deacetylase-like
Exons: 5
Cellular component (GO): membrane
Molecular function (GO): carboxylic ester hydrolase activity
Source: RefSeq, a predicted model, not a curated record